AGGAAGAGAGAAAUGGAGCUGUCAUAAAAUUUUAAGGAAUGUAUCUCUCAUCAAACGGUCAAAUACAGCUGAGAAAACAGCCUCGGCUCUUCACGUGCAUGGGAUGAUGACAGACCAUCAGCAGUAGGUGUUUAUGAAGUGAAGCAGCUCUUGGUCGUGCGAGGGAGCUGACUGUUAGAUUAGAUUAGCAGCUAGCAGUCUGUUAUUAGCACGCUAAUGCUAAAUGCGUUCCUCGUCGUCAGAUUUACACACACAUUCGACCCUGAUCCAUCUUUAUGAAGAAAAAAAGGGAAAUUAAACUAUUUAAAGCGAUGACGAAGGCUUUGGCGUUCACAUGAUUGACAUUUCCCAGUCACAUGGCCAGACUCUGCGGUUAGCAUCUUUCGGUCAGCAGAUAGGACCGUCCCAUCCCCUCACCUGACUGGAUGUACAAGGAUGAAGAAGAUCAGUCUGAAGACGAUCAGAAAGUCACUUAACAUAAAGGGCAAAGAAGAUGGGGAUUUCGUCAUGCUCCAGCAGCCAUCAUUAGCAGCUGAUUUCACCAAGGAUGACUCUCUCUUCGGGGGCUGUUACACCAAAGGGCUGGUAGGUUGUGAUCUUAAUGGGGAGGAUGAGAAGGGUCAUAAGAACCGAUCGAAAAGCGAGAGUCUAAUGGGCACUCUAAAGAGGAGACUGUCUAACAAACAGAAAGCGAAAGUCAAAGGAGGAUCCACAGCAGUGGGCUCUGGAGAUGAUGAUGAUACCUUCUCUUCUUCAUCAGUCCCCAUAAGCUUUAAUGAAGUCAAAGCUCAGCGGCCCUUAAGGUCCUCGUCCCUCCGAAGCCAUCAUUACAGCCCUUCUCCAUGGCCUUUCCGGCCAGUAGGCUCUGAAGAGGCUUGCAUCAAGAUGGAGGUGAAGGUCAAAGCUAUGGUCCACUCCCCCAGUCCCAGUCCCUCCCUCAAUGGAAUCAGAAAGGAGUUCCAUGACAUUCAAUUAGAAGGUCUGUUCCAGGAUCAGAGCGAAUCUUUGAAGGACAUGGAGACUCAGAGUGGCAACUUGCAUUUGAACAUUGAGGAUCACGUGCCUAUUGGACUCACACCUCAGGACUACAUCCAGUACACAAUGCCUUUAGAUGAGGGAAUGUACACCGAUUCAUCCAAGUCCUUCUGCUUGGAUGGUCCCUCGCCAAUGGAAGUGGUUGAUCAGGUCGAAUCGAACUUGUUGCAUGUGGAUCAGGGCCCGGAUGACCAUGAUCUCAUGCCAUCAGACAUUCUCAUGGAGCAGGCGGUGAACGGACAUCUUCCUGGUACUCCGGCGAUGGUCCUUUCCAACUCCAGAGCCGACACACCUUUAUUUUCUCCCUCCCUGUCACCUCUUUCCAGCAACGAUAUUUCAAGGACCCUCUCCGGGUUCAGUGGUGCAGACUCUCAUGUUGUCGAGAGAGUGAGGCACCACCUGAACUUUGACCCUAAUUCCGCUCCCGGUGUUAGCAGAGUGUACGAUUCUUUCCAAAGCAGUGGACCCAUGGUUGUAACAAGCCUUACAGAGGAACUUAAAAAACUGGCCAAGCAGGGUUGGUAUUGGGGACCUAUAACUCGAUGGGAGGCCGAGGAGAAGCUCAUCAACCUUCCAGAUGGCUCUUUUUUGGUGAGGGACAGUUCAGACGAUCGCUAUCUCCUCAGCCUGAGCUUUCGGUCACAGGGAAAGACGCUUCACACCAGGAUCGAACACUCGAAUGGCAGAUUCAGCUUUUACGAGCAGCCCGACGUAGAAGGUCACACUUCCAUUGUAGAUCUCAUAGAGCACUCUAUAAAAGACUCUGAAAAUGGCGCAUUCUGUUAUUCCAGAUCCCGUCUGCCGGGGUCUGCCAUGUACCCCGUUCGGCUGACCAAUCCUGUGUCACGGUUCAUGCAAGUGCGUUCGCUGCAAUAUCUUUGCCGCUUUGUCAUAAGACAGUAUACGCGGAUAGAUUUGAUUCAGAAACUGCCUUUACCAAACAAAAUGAAAGAUUAUUUGCAGGAGAAGCACUACUGAACAGACUGUAGUGGGAUAUGGUAGUAAAAUGCACUUUUUGUUGAGUGGCGUGUCCUUAAAACAGUUUACAUAUAUGGAGGUCAGGUGAUCAGUUGUGCAGGUUGACUAUCCGAUCUUCCCACAGAAAUAUGCGGUAAAUUUGUUGUUGCUCAGAUUCAGUGUUUUACAUUUUGCAGGUCUUUUCAGAGCAAUGUGGCAAGUCCAGAAACCAUUUAGGAUUGGGAUUCAAUGCCUAACAUAAAUAUUCCUAUUGAGUAUGAUUUGCAGUAAUGCUAACACAAAGCUAGUAGGGCUGCACGAUAAAUCAAACCCCAUUAAUCGCGAUUGUCAUGUGCAUCAGUAAAGCCAGUUCUGUGAUUAGCAGUAAAUCUCCCAUCGCCUGUUCUCAAGUGGAGCAGCGUUUGCUACACAGAGCUGUAGUUCUUUGACAAGCUAUGCAAAAUCGCGUUCAUAAUCGCAGACGAUAUAAUCAUAUGAUGGUGAAAUCGUUCGCGAUAAUGACAGCUGUUUGCGUAUCUUGAACUAUGGCACUGUGUAGUAAAUGUUGCUCCAUAUGAGAGCAUGUGAAAACCAGUGUUAAUUUUGUUAACGAAGACAACACAGAAUAUUUUUUAUGUGACUAAGAUGAGACGUUGACGAGCUAAAAAUAAUAUCUGAUGACAAAAUUAGGAUGAAAUUUAUGCAGCGUAUUCGUUAACUAGACGAGACUGGACUAUAAUGUUAUUUGAGGACUAUUGGACAUUCAAAAUGCAUCCUAUAGGCUAUUGUCUUUCAAAAUGUGUGUUCCUGUCAUUGGAUUGCAGUCUAUUCUUAGUAUGGCAGCCGCAGUGGAUGGAUAGACUAAUAAAAUGCAAAAAGUUGUCCUUUUUCAUUUCUGUUAAAUGGAUAGUUCACCCAAAAAUGAAAAUUUUCGUAAUUUAUUCUAGACUUUCCAAGUGUAUUCCUUGAUCCAUAUUUCUCAUAAGCUUAAUUGAUUUGGUCUAAAGAGAGAAGAAUUAAUUAUUAUUUUAAUUUGAAAAGUACAUAUAAAUUAGCUACCAAAAUAAAUUUUGGUGACUACAGUUUGACUAAAAGUAUUGACUAAAAGUUAACUAAAAUGCAAUUACUUUUCGUCGACUAAAACUAGAUUAAAACUAUGAAAGACUCAAAUGACUAAAAUGUGACUAAGACUAUUUAGCUUUUUUUCUCUCAAGACUAAGACUACAUAAAAAAUGCCUGACAAAUUAACACUGGUGAAAAUACCACAUUUUAUUACAUGUUUUUACUCCAAAUUCACAUUAUAAGGUCAGUCAAGUGUUUAAAAUAAACCCUUCUGUGAGAUGAUGUGUUUUCUUAAGCAAAAUAAUUAAGGCAAACAAUAUUUCAUUGUAUUCUAAGCAGUGAUAAAGGCCAUGUCGAUUAGCAUUUCAUUAUAGAUCUACAUUAUGAUGAAAAUUAUAAGAACUGAGAUAAACCAUAUAUUGCCAUAGUUGUUUAUUUAUUAGUCACAUUGAAUCAAUGAAAGCAGUGAAAUCUUCUGUUUAUACAUAAAAUGUAUUGCCUUUGGUAUUUAAUUUUGAUUAAUUGUGCAGCCGUAAAAGCUAGGAUUUGAAGAUGGAAUGUUGCAUUAAUGUGCUUCAUUCAUCAAUAGUUUUGCUGUAGUGUAAAGGUGUGGUCACAUUGGCGAAAUUUUGGCAAAAAAACAAAAGGUUAUUUUCAAUAGCGAUGUAUGGAGCACAGCUAUCAGAAGACACUUUCAAACCAAGCAGUUUUUUUUGUUGGUCAUUGUGUCGAAUGUGAUGCAAAAUCUGUGAAGAAAUCUUUCGAAAUGGAUUCCUAUUGAAAUUACUGGGUUUACGCCCAUGAAAAUUCACACCUUUACAAGAAAUUAGCUUUUCUCUGGAAAUAUGAUGUCAGCCUCGUUUUUGGCAGGUUUUGAUAGAUUUCCUUCUACACAUGGGUACUUUUAAUGAAACUUGCGAAUAUGCUGGGUGACUGAGUUUUAGUUAAAUACAGUUAUCAUGUCGAAUGCAUCAAAGUUCGACAGAAAGCUUUUUUUAUAAGAGUUUUAAUGCUUUACAUCUAUUAAAGGGUUAACAGUAAGACAUUUAUUCAUCCAUUGGACUUCUGUAGAUCUGUGCAACAAAUUUACUCAGUCUUAUAUAAGAAGGCCACAAAAAUGGACUGUGAAUCACAUCCUAAACAAAUGUUAUAGAAGAAUACAUGCAGAAUGCCACAAAUCUGUGAUGUUAUACAAAAAGGGAGCAGGUAGAGAAUAAAUAUAUAUAUAUAUAUAUAUAUUUUUUUUAUAUAUAAUGUGGUUCAUACAGUAUUCUGUCUACAUCAUUGUUGGCUCAUGCACAUUAAGCAAAGGUUUAUUAUGGUUCAUGAACAUAUUAUUUGUUUUGUUAAACAUAAUAUUAAGUAUUUUCAUAUUCUAGUGCUGGAAUGAUUGGAAUUGGUGACAACCUACCCAACCCUAAAAACACAGUUUUAUAGAGACAUUUGGCUUGUUUAUACAUGAACCAUAAGCUAACUUUUAAUUAAUCUGCAAAUUUCUCAAUUAUGCAUUCUUGAGUGAAUAUGGGAGAUUUCUUUUUGCUCUUCCCCGAAUGACAGAAGUCUUUCCUCACCCUCUGUCCUCCAAAAUAGCAGCAUGUCAGCCUGUCGAUAUUUCAUAAAAUCUGCUUCAAGCCAAGACUGUUGAAUUCAGACAUUUGAGAAGUUAUGCACUGUUAGUUAUGCAUUUUGUUUUUCCCACACCUUCUCUUUCUAGUCCCCUGAAAGGGAAUUAUCUGUUGCUUUUGUUUUAAUGUAAUGAGGGCUUCAGAUAGGAAAAAUUGUCAGUCAUUGGAUGAUCUUCGUCUUUUGUAAGAGUUAGUGGUUUUUGCGCACUACUUAAAUGAUGCUGGGAUAAAUAUGACGUUAAAUGGUUUAGCUUGUGCACUCUUAUGAGUCGGCGCUGCUUGGCUUUGGACUCUGUUGGGAUAAUCAGCAAACAGGGGAGCUUAUAAAUGUCUCUUUAGCUGGCAUAUUGAAUGUGUGUGAAUCAGAGCCAGAUCUUUCUAUUUGCGGUUUCACAGCACACAUGGUCUAAUGCCUUUUAAGGGCCUUUUUAAAAAAAGUGCCAACUGCUGUUCACAGAAACCGGUGAACAAUGCCGCGGAAAGUAUUCGUGAGACACCUUAAGGAGACUUUGAAGGUUAGCUGUCAAACAAACACAGUUUGCCAUCUUUGCGUUAUUCAUUAGUGAAAACAUAACCCAUAGGGUUCAUUCCGUCAGUGAAAAAUGUUUUUUACAUAAUGCGUAUAAGGGAACAAUUUGAGAUGAAAAUUGCUCCUUAACACACCUGGAAACUUAUUUUAAAUGCUGUAUCUGUGUGUGUUUUGGUAAAGAAUAUGAUAUUCAUGUUUAUUUGCUGUAUUUGAAUGGGCAAUGUUGCCAUUUUCCAAUUAAAUGAAGGGUUUUCUUUUCUGAAUGAGUUGUUGGAUGUCAGAAUCAUCACCUAAAUUGUGUGUGUUUGAGUAGUGUGAGAGUUGUGGUUGAGUAAGCAACAAAAAGAGGAAUGUUUUAGGAAAGGCACAAAUCUUUCAAUUCGUUGAAAAUGCGUUUACCAGAAUGUGGAAGUCGGCUAAUGCAAAAUUUCAAUGUGAACUGAAGUGUUUGACCGCAAUGUACAUUGAAUUUCCUUUUGUUUUGAUUCCCAAAUGUGUGGCAUAAUUAGAAUAAACACUGAAAAUGUUUAAAAAGAAACAAAGUUGCCGGGACUCCAUCACAUUCAAUAUCAUUUUCAUGACCUUGUAUGUAUGUCGUUAGAUGUCGCUUGUUGGGAUUGCUGAAGUACUUUGAACCGAUGACAGCUGAGCGCUUGACAAGCUUCACUGAAAUAUCUAUUUUUCUGAUUCAUGUUCUGUUGUCCUUGUGCUGCGAAUGAAGGUGAAUGUUUACAUGAUGUAUUUAGGUCAGAUUAGUUAUCUGGGUUUCUAUCUCUUAAACAGCUUGGUACAGUUUUACAACAUAUCUCUUUAAUGUGUCAUACACAUUCGUGCUGCUUUACGAUCAUGAUUGCCUUUUUAAUUACAAGGUGGGGGAGAUCGAAGGUCACCUAGAUAUAAGCCUAUGUAUGUUUAAAACGACUUUGGUAUACUCCUCCCGAGAAGUCAGAUGCAAAAAUAGUAUUUAGUUAGUUAUAAUAAUGCUCUGAAUUCAGUCCUUUUUGUCCAAAAGGGUCUGCUCACUGCAGUUUACACGGUCAGUUUUCCAAAAUCAGAUCUUGUUGUUCAUUUGAAUUCAUGAAAGUACCAAUAGUGUUUUCUUGCACAUUUGGAUACAGUUAAAAAAUGUUUUGUAUCUGCUGGUAUAAAUUAUGAAUAAAAAAUGAUCC
Molecule: messenger RNA, 6377 nt
Organism: Carassius auratus (goldfish)
Lineage: Eukaryota; Metazoa; Chordata; Actinopteri; Cypriniformes; Cyprinidae
Product: suppressor of cytokine signaling 6-like
Exons: 2
Coding region: 436-2013 (525 amino acids)
Biological process (GO): protein ubiquitination; intracellular signal transduction; phosphatidylinositol phosphate biosynthetic process
Cellular component (GO): phosphatidylinositol 3-kinase complex
Molecular function (GO): 1-phosphatidylinositol-3-kinase regulator activity
Source: RefSeq, a predicted model, not a curated record